GGCCACAAUGCCGAUUGAGUUUUACGGUUUGGUCUGUUGCUUAUGCAAAGUGUGAAUCUUAAAAUGGGUCCCAAGAGAGCCGCAGCCGUCCAAGACGAAGUGGUAGUAGCUCUGGAAUCAACACUGGACGCAGAAAAGGAGGUUAAGCAGACCAAAAAAGCGAAAACUGAUGACGGUGAUUCUAAAAAAGCACCAGCGGUGGCUAAAAGUCAUCCGUCCGCGAUGGCGAUGGUGGAAGAAGCACUGAAAGAGCUCCACACUCGAAAAGGCGUCUCCGCACAGGCUGUGCGCGGCUACAUCACUCAGAAGUACACCUCGGUGGACCCGAUCAGACUGAAGUACAUGGUGCGGAAAGCUCUUUCCAAAGGGUUGGAGACGGGCGUUCUAGCGCGACCUCCAAACUCAACUGCAGUUGGUGCUCAAGGUAGAUUUCGGUUUGCAGCCAAGGUUAAGGCUAAAAAACCUGCUGCGAAGACAAAAGAGAACGCAGAUCCCAACAAAUCGAAAGCUACUAAGGCUAAGGCCAAGGAUUCUGUAGACGAAGAACCAGGGACAAAAAAGGCCAAGCCUGCUUCAAAAAAGGAUACGGAUGCUUCUGAACCAAAGUCCAAGCCAGCUGCAAAGAAGCAAAAGGAUCCUUCAGAUGCCAAACCCAAGAAGGCGGAGAAGAAUGGGGCUGCCGCUUCCAAGGUGCCACCUGCGAAGAAGCCAAAGGCCAAAGCUUCUGAGGACGGCCCCCGCAAGGCCAAAGACAAGGCUCCGAAAGCUCCCAAGGCUACGGAGGAGGCUGAAGCAAAGCCCGCUGGCCCGAAGAGGGGAGUCAAGGCCCAGAAGAGUGUGGAGGAGGAGGAGGCUGAACCAAAGCCUGCUGGCCCGAAGAGGGGUGCCAAGGCCCAGAAGGCGACAGAGGAGGCUGAACCAAAGACCACUGCCCCAAAGAGGGGAGUCAAGGCCCAGAAGAGUGAGGAGGAGGCUGAACCAAAGCCCGCUGGCCCGAAGAGGGGAGUCAAGGCCCAGAAGAGUGUGGAGGAGGAGGAGGCUGAACCAAAGCCUGCUGGCCCGAAGAGGGGAGCCAAGGCCCAGAAGAGUGUGGAGGAAGAGGCUGAACCAAAGCCUGCUGGCCCAAAGAAGGGAGCCAAGGCCCAGAAGAGUGUGGAGGAAGAGGCUGAACCAAAGCCUGAACCAAAGCCUGCUGGCCCAAAGAAGGGAGCCAAGGCACAGAAGAGUGUGGAGGAGGAGGAGGGGGAGACUCGAUCUGAGGGACCUAAAGCUAAAGGCCCUAGCAAGGGAAGGAAGGCUGCAGAGUAAAAUGUGUGCACUUUUAAUCUCCCUGAAUUUUAAUAUAUGCACCAAGGUGGCAUUAUAUAUGUUCUUU
Messenger RNA from Clupea harengus (Atlantic herring), 1375 nucleotides. RefSeq names its product linker histone H1M (gene h1m). Gene Ontology annotation, molecular function: DNA binding. The record is from RefSeq and is a predicted model, not a curated record. Gene Ontology annotation, cellular component: nucleosome. Gene Ontology annotation, biological process: nucleosome assembly. NCBI's taxonomy places the organism in Eukaryota, Metazoa, Chordata, Actinopteri, Clupeiformes, Clupeidae.